UGGGGCCCCUGCUCAGAACAGAAUAGAUGCUCACAGAAUCUUAGGUACAGUCUUCUCUCCUUGAACUUGGGACAACCGGGUUGCACUUAGGGAAGCUGCGUUGACAGAAGCCACAAGUUCAAGCCGGGGUGUCAUCUUGGGUUCCGGUGACUUUAGGCAAUCCUCUGACUUCUCUGAGCCCCACCUGUAGAAAGACCACCCGCUCAGCCACCGCUGUGAGGAUCCAAGGAGAUAGUGGGCAAGCUUUGGGGCGGACAGUCCAGGCUCUGAAGGGACUUCGGGUGUUGCGGUCAUCCAAGUGCUUUGUGUCACGAUGGGCACAGCCCAGAGGGAAAAUGGGUUUGGGGGAAGAGUGGGAGUGAUUUCACAUGGGGAACAGGGCAACCGAUAGAGGGCAUCCUGACCGCUCAGGGGGAAUCCCAAGGCGUGAAUGGGAACCCUUUGCCGCAGGCUUAGGUAACGACGUCAUUGGCACUGAGCUCAGUGAGUUUGUGUCCCUGGGAACGGUGUUUCUGUUACCGACCGACCAUCGGUAGCAGCAUUUCAGUGGGAAGAGAGUAUUUGUUUAAAUGCAGAUCCUUGGGCUCCACCCCAGUCCUGCAGAAUGAGAAUAUCAGGCAACAGGGCCCAGAAGUCUGCAUCUUCAACCAUCUUCUCAGGUCAUUCUGAUGCUCGACAUAGUUGAGGGUAAUUGGGAUAAAUGACAAAAGCCAUCCUCCGAGCCCCUUGGCCCAGACCCCAGUCCUUUCCCGGACCCCCGCCUGAGACAUCCCUCUUGUGGAUAUGUCCCUGGACUCAGCGUCGGUGCCUCCAUGUGCAUGGCCACUGGCCGUCAUGUGCCACAUUAGUGAUCUCUGAUAUCAUGGUGUUCUAAGCUGUUAGGCAACAUUCCUUGUUUGGGGUCCAGUCUCCAUGACUGGAUUAUACACUCCCACACCUUAGGCUCCUUUUCCUUCCUCUUGAGCAUUCAACAGAGGCAGAGUCCAGUUCAGGUCGGGUUUGGAUAAGAGCAGCUGCCUACAGAGCUCUUAGAAGUGCUGGCCACUUUAAUUGGAUCAUUUGUGAGAACUAAAAGAGAUACUACCGGGAACUUGCUCAACACGGAGGUGCACAGUGCGCCGGCGCAGCGCUGGUCCAUGCAUGUGCCGGCCGAGGUGAGCGCCGCGGCGGGCGAGGCGGCGGUGCUGCCCUGCACCUUCACGCACCCGCACCGCCACUACGACGGGCCGCUCACCGCCAUCUGGCGCGCGGGCGAGGCGUACGCGGGCCCGCAGGUGUUCCGGUGCGCGGCGGCCCGGGGCAGCGAGCUCUGCCAGACGGCGCUGAGCCUGCACGGCCGCUUCCGGCUGCUGGGCAACCCGCGCCGCAACGACCUGUCGCUGCGCGUCGAGCGCCUCGCCCUGGCCGACGACGGCCGCUACUUCUGCCGCGUCGAGUUCGCCGGCGACGUCCACGACCGCUACGAGAGCCGCCACGGCAUCCGGCUCCGCGUGACCGCCGCCCCGCGGAUCGUCAACCUCUCGGUGCUGCCGGGCCCGGCGCACUCCUUCCGCGCGCUCUGCACGGCCGAGGGGGAGCCGCCGCCCGUCCUAGACUGGUCCGGCCCGGCCCUGGGCAACGGCUCGGCCGCCGUGCCGGGCCCGGGUCAGGGACAGGGUCACGGCCACCAGGUGACCGCCGAGCUGCCAGCGCUGGUCCACGACGGCCGCUACACGUGCACGGCGUCGAACAGCCUGGGCCGCGCGGAGGCCAGCGUCUACUUGUUCCGAUUCCACGGCGCCUCCAGGGCCUCGGCGCUCGCCCUCCCGCUCGGAGCGCUCGGCCUCAAGGCGCUGCUGCUGCUCGGCGUUCUGGCCGCCCGCGCCGUCGCCCGCCGCCGCCCAGAGCACCCAGUUGCCCAGGACAGCCCACCACGGCCCCAGGCUCAGGAGUCCAACUAUGAGAAUUUGAGCCAGAUGAGCCCUCGGGACCCACCAGCAGCCACAUGUUUACCGUGAGGAGCCCCUUGGCCACUGGCAUCCUCUUGUACAGCAUGAGGAGCAAAGGCCAAUGCCAGGCUUGGCUGGGACAGCCCUUCCUGGCUGCCAGCCACCUUGGCAGCCCCUUGCCAGGCAACCCCCCACAAAGGGAGUCCAGACCCCAUUCACAGAGGCUCAGUGGUUUCUUACGUGGAUGUCUGUCCCAGAGCCCCCAUCACUGGGACCAGCAUUUUGAAAGAAUCUGUAUGUGUGUGUACGUGUCUGUGCGUGUGUGCAUGAGCUCAGUGUGAAGCUCACAGACAAGUUCUGGCCCUUUCUUACAUAGAACGCCAUCAUAAAACGGGCAAGACACUGGUCAGAGGGGCUCCCAGGCUCUGACUUGCUGUGUCGACUAGGGCAUGUUUUUACCUCUCUGAGUCUCAGUUUGUCCAUUCUGGAACAUGGACAAUAAUCUUCCCUCCUGGCUGCUAGGACUAUCAAGAUCUGAAGAAAUAAUGGAUGUGAAGGGACUUCGCGAAGUACAGAACCAUGUACAGAUGUGGCGGCGGGCGGGGGAGCAGGGGAAGGCCACAGGCUCCUCCUUGCAGGCACCCUUGGGACGUGCAGAGACUUCUUGGACAAGUGGGGGCCCCACACCAGCCUGGCCAAGAACAAGGAUUCCAGAGAGCAAACCUUUGAGUCUGGGGCUGUGCAAAUCGGUGGUCCCAGGAACAUCAACUCAGCGGUGAGAAGCCCGGUACCCCUGCCCCCGGGGUCUCGUCUGUGACGGCCUCACACACUGUGCCUACCUCUUACCCCACUGGCUGCUCUGCACUGCCUUGAGCUGGGUCCCCUGGGAAAAGAAACACCCAUCAUCUGACAGCAUCUGGGAUUCACUGUCCUUAAGGACCGAAAGCUGAGAGGUCAGAGGGGAAGUCUGGGCUGCAGGUUCGUGUGGAUAAAGCAGCUGUGGCUGUGACCUCCACCUAUGACCUGCAUCCACCCUGCACGUGCGAGGUCCAAAAGCACCAGCGAUUCCACGGCAUUUGUCCGAGGCCUCGCAGACUGACUGCAGGGUGCUGCCUUCCGUGUUCACACCUCUGUGUGAGCCUGUGCAUUUUAGCUCCUGCAGUUCUUGGGCUCAGGGGACAGGGAGGAGGUGUGCCUGAGCCCAGGGCAAGCUGGCAAGAGCAAAGGGCCACCGGGCCAGGCACUGAAGAAGCAAUGGGGACAGUCUUUCCCUCAGGACUUUUCCCAAAGCUAGGGUGGCGGCCUAGAAUAGGAAGGGUCCUCGCUGAUGCUUUGCUGGGGAGGCGGCCUGAGGUGUGAGGGAUCUUCACAAGUUAAUAAGCAGGGCAGUGGGUGACAAGUUUCCCUUGCUCAGCAGAGCCUUUGCCAGGGAAAGUGGGUGACAGCAGCUCAUAGUUAACUUGGGAUCCAUCCAGGAGCCUGUCUGAACUGUCAGAAGGUCAGAGGAGUUGGAAUUUGUACCUCCUCGUAUGAGGAUACUUUGGGCACCUCCAUGGAGAGUCCCAUAUCACCAGGGAAGAAGCGAGGGACACGGGGGUGGUGUGGUUUGAAACGUCUGCCUGGUCUUUGAGGCCCGUUUCACAGCCAAGAAAAAGCCAUGAUAGCAAUUA
This is a messenger RNA of Acinonyx jubatus (cheetah), 3598 nucleotides long. It is a transcript of the gene SIGLEC15, whose product is annotated as sialic acid binding Ig like lectin 15. The transcript has 6 exons. NCBI's taxonomy places the organism in Eukaryota, Metazoa, Chordata, Mammalia, Carnivora, Felidae. Gene Ontology annotation, cellular component: plasma membrane. The record is from RefSeq and is a predicted model, not a curated record. Bases 1137 to 1997 code for a protein of 286 amino acids. Gene Ontology annotation, biological process: regulation of actin cytoskeleton organization; regulation of osteoclast development; regulation of bone resorption.